AUGCCUCUCCUAAACGAUAUCGAUUUGCUUAACCCACCAGCAGAGCUUGAGAAGAGGAAGCACAAGCUCAAGCGGCUUGUUCAGGCCCCAAACUCUUAUUUCAUGGAUGUGAAAUGCCAGGGUUGCUUCAAUAUAACCACUGUUUUUAGUCAUUCGCAAACUGUGGUGGUGUGUGGGAACUGCCAGACUGUGUUGUGCCAACCGGCAGGGGGUCGUGCCAAGCUUACAGAGGGGUGCUCUUUCAGGAAGAAGAGCGAGUUAUCUGUCACUAUACAUGGGAAUCUAUUAGGGUUUUACACUACGCUACAUUAUGCAUAUUUCAAGCUUUUGUCUGCUAGUUUGUGGAAAUUAGUUGAUGAACGUCUAGGCUUGCCUGGUGCUUCCUCCUACUUGAAUGGAAUUGAAGCUAAUGUAUGGAAUGGUGAUGUUAAAGUCCUUGCUGGUGGCUAG
Molecule: messenger RNA, 450 nt
Organism: Dovyalis caffra
Lineage: Eukaryota; Viridiplantae; Streptophyta; Magnoliopsida; Malpighiales; Salicaceae
Source: the annotation of a GenBank genome assembly